Myripristis murdjan (pinecone soldierfish) is the source of this 2009-nucleotide messenger RNA. It is a transcript of the gene pld4, whose product is annotated as phospholipase D family member 4. The record is from RefSeq and is a predicted model, not a curated record. Lineage: Eukaryota; Metazoa; Chordata; Actinopteri; Holocentriformes; Holocentridae. The transcript has 11 exons. The coding region runs from base 85 to 1521 and encodes 478 amino acids. Gene Ontology annotation, molecular function: catalytic activity.
GGAAACCAAAAGUUAGCGUUGUGUUUCAAGUGCACUUCAGUGGAGAGCGCAGUAUCACCACCACCUCCUGCACCUGAAGGGAAAAUGUCCCGCUCGUACCAGCCUCUGCCGGACAGUGAGGGCUCAGACAAAAGGGGCUCCGCCAGCUGGGUGACAGUGGCUGUGGCAGUGGGCUGUGUGGUGGUGCUGGGCAUCCUGCUGGCUGUCGCUGUGCUGGAGAGACCGAAAGCUCCGGAGAACCAUGAGACCCUCCCGGGGAACUCCGCCGCAGAGCAGUGCAGAAUGACCCUUGUGGAGAGCAUUCCUCUACAUAUGAAAUAUGAAGCUAAUGCCACAUUUGGGGUCCCUCUGGAAACAGUCUGGGAGGAUCUGAUUUCUCUGGCAACAGAACAAGUGGAUGUGGCCUCUUUCUAUUGGACUCUAACUGGUGAAGAUAUCAAUGUCAACUCCUCCUCUGACCUACCUGGACGGGAUAUUCUGGAGAAAUUUGGAGAUUUGCCCUCCAGGAAUGUGUCUGUUCGAGUGGUGACCAGCGUUCCCUCCGUUCCUACAAACUCCACCGAUUUAGAGAUCUUGAGCCAGAAAGGAGUGCAGGUGAGGAGGGUGAACUUUGGCCGCUUGACGAAGGGCGUCCUCCACAGCAAGUUCUGGGUGGUUGACAGAAAACAUCUGUUUAUUGGAAGUGCCAACAUGGACUGGAGAGCUCUCACACAGGUAAAAGAACUGGGAGUGGUCAUUUACAACUGCUCCAGUCUUGCGGAGGACCUGCAGAAGAUCUUCCAGUCCUACUGGGUGAUGGGUCGCCACAACAGCUCCCUGCCCGAGCCCUGGCCCUCCACAUACAACACAGCCAUCAACAAAUCCCAGCCCCUAGUGGUGAAGGCCGACAACGUUUCCUCCAGACUCUACCUCUCAGCGUCUCCUCCCUCGUUCUGCCCUCCUUCGCGGACGCAGGACCUGGAGGCGAUUCUCUCCGGCAUCUCAGGGGCUGAGCGCUUCAUUGAUGUAGCUGUGAUGGAGUAUUUCCCCAGCACGCAGUUUGAGCAGCCUCGGAGAUACUGGCCGGUCAUCGAUGAUGCCAUCAGGACGGCUGCGUUCGCUCAGCAUGUCAAGGUCCGGAUGCUGAUCAGCUGUGGACGGGACUCUAACCGAGCUAUGCUGCCAUUCCUAAAAUCUCUGGCCUCACUAAACUCCCCCCGCUACAAAAUCAGCAUCCAAAUAAAAUUGUACAUUGUUCCCGUGGGAAACCAGUCUGACAUUCCCUAUUCCAGAGUCAACCACAAUAAAUUCAUGGUAACUGAUAAAGUAGCUUACAUCGGUACCUCUAACUGGUCAGCAGACUACUUCUUAACCACAGCCGGAGUGGGUCUCGUGGUUUCCCAGCAUGCCCCGCAAGCCGUGUGGAGGACCGUCCUGCAGGACCAGCUCAGACAAGUGUUUGACAGGGACUGGAACUCCCAGUUUGCUGUGCACCUCGCCGACUUGGGUCACCACCCGGACUGCUCGCUAUCAGAGGGCUAGAGAGCCUCAUUUCAGAGAGGCUCACAUGAAAACUGUACAUUAUGUGAUAUUCAAGCCAGAGUGGUGACUUAGGAAAAUGUUAUCUUCAUGUCAAAAUCAGCUGUAAAUAUCAACUUGUCUGUUUUGUUAAAAUCAUUGUCCAUGUCGUAAUUUUCAUCAUAUUCUUUGAAGUAAAUGAUAAAAUCACUAGGCAUUUUUUUUUUUUUUUUAUAAACAUAACCGUCACAUUAAAAUGGAUAAGCAUUGUAUCAUUUAUGUCAUGAACAGCUGUCUGCAUUCAUACCCUGAUGCACUUCUACCAAUGAAUAACCUCAAGUAAUAUUUCAUAAGAUUUACAUGGGAAAGGGAGCUUAAUGUUUAUUACAUUGCUCAUAUCCAAAUAUGAGUUGCAGCAUUAAAAAGAGAAAUAACUGUGUGUUGUUAUGCAUCAUGAAAUAAGUUCUGCUUUGCAUCAUGCAUCUGUUAUGCAUAAUAAAAUAAAGACAUUU